AUGCACUUCAUAGACCCGAGCGACUUCAAGAUGUUCUCAAGCAUGACAAUGUUGACGAUUGCACGCCCUGCCGAGUCACAGGUUGGUUUUCGCCCCUUUGCUAUACCUUCAUCCCGUGCUCAUAUCUCAUUUACAGGAGCUGCUGCUUUUAUGGGCUUGGGCGCCUAUAGCUACUUCUCUGGACAUUCUCAGCUAAAAGCACAGCAAGCCAAAAUUCUCCAAAGCAAGAGUAUGUUCGGCAUGAGGAGUCGACAGGCGGGUAUCACUGGAUCUGCUCUUGUACUCGCGGGCAUGGGUUUCUGGCGACUAGUCAAUUAG
Cadophora gregata is the source of this 318-nucleotide messenger RNA. RefSeq lists its product as uncharacterized. The transcript has a single exon. The record is from RefSeq and is a predicted model, not a curated record. The coding region runs from base 1 to 318 and encodes 105 amino acids. NCBI's taxonomy places the organism in Eukaryota, Fungi, Ascomycota, Leotiomycetes, Helotiales, Ploettnerulaceae.